CACACCAUCCCUGUCAGUUAGAAGGGGCAAUGGUAACAAAGACACAGAGAAGGAAUAACCUUGGCCUGUUUAAUCAAACGAAUCCAUAAGCGCGCCCCGAGAACCCCAGGCGUUGGGAAGGACCUGGAAGCGGGCGUGUCCGCGCGUGUGCGGAGCGGUGAGCAUGGCUCAGUACAAGGGCACCAUGCGCGAGGCCGGCCGGGCCAUGCACCUGAUCAAGAAGCGCGAAAAGCAGAAGGAGCAGAUGGAGGUGCUGAAGCAGCGCAUCGCCGAGGAGACCAUCAUCAAGUCCAAGGUGGACAAGAGAUUCUCGGCUCAUUACGACGCCGUGGAGGCAGAGCUGAAGUCGAGCACGGUGGGCCUGGUGACCCUGAGCGACAUGAAGGCCAAGCAGGAGGCCCUGCUGAAGGAGCGGGAGAUGCAGCUGGCCCAGAGGGAGCAGCUGGAGGAGCGGCGGCUGCAGCUGGAGGCGCUGCGGGAGAAGGAGCGCAAGCAGGAGCAGAAGCGCCAGAUCUGCAGCCUGUCCUUCACGCUCGACGAGGGCGACGAGGGCGGCGAGGGCGACCGGGACGCGGACGCGGCGGCUGGAGAGCGGCCCAGGUCCGCGGGGGCGAGCAAGAGGAAGAAGAACCUGGGGAAGAAUCCAGACGUGGACACGAGCUUCCUGCCCGACCGCGAGCGCGAGGAGGAGGAGAACCGGCUGCGGGAGCAGCUGCGGCAGGAGUGGGAGGCCAGGCGCGAGAAGGUGAAGCGCGAGGAGAUGGAGGUGACGUUCAGCUACUGGGACGGCUCGGGGCACCGGCGCACGGUGCGCAUCCACAAGGGCUGCACGGUGCAGCAGUUCCUGAAGAAGGCGCUGCAGGGGCUGCGCAAGGACUUCCGCGAGCUGCGCGCGGCCGGCGUGGAGCAGCUCAUGUACAUCAAGGAGGACCUGAUCCUGCCCCACUACCACACCUUCUACGACUUCAUCGUCACCAAGGCCCGCGGCAAGAGCGGGCCGCUCUUCAACUUCGACGUGCACGACGACGUGCGGCUGCUGAGCGACGCCACCAUGGAGAAGGACGAGUCGCACGCGGGCAAGGUGGUGCUGCGCAGCUGGUACGAGAAGAACAAGCACAUCUUCCCCGCCAGCCGCUGGGAGCCCUACGACCCCGAGAAGAAGUGGGACAAGUACACGAUCCGAUGACCGUCUUUCCGCUCCCCCGAGGCUCCCGGUCCUACCCCUCCCGGGUCCUGCAGAGCCCUGGCACGCG
This is a messenger RNA of Ailuropoda melanoleuca (giant panda), 1253 nucleotides long. It is a transcript of the gene FAM50B, whose product is annotated as family with sequence similarity 50 member B. The transcript has 2 exons. Gene Ontology annotation, cellular component: nucleus. Lineage: Eukaryota; Metazoa; Chordata; Mammalia; Carnivora; Ursidae. Gene Ontology annotation, biological process: chromatin organization. Bases 164 to 1186 code for a protein of 340 amino acids. The record is from RefSeq and is a predicted model, not a curated record.